This is a messenger RNA of Sander lucioperca (pikeperch), 1227 nucleotides long. RefSeq lists its product as uncharacterized. Bases 1 to 1227 code for a protein of 408 amino acids. Lineage: Eukaryota; Metazoa; Chordata; Actinopteri; Perciformes; Percidae. The record is from RefSeq and is a predicted model, not a curated record. The transcript has 4 exons. Gene Ontology annotation, cellular component: centrosome.
AUGAUAAAGAUAGCAACUCCAAAAGAGCAUCCUUAUUCGUCCCACAUCUCCAAGUUUGCAAUGUUCCCAUCCUUCAGCUCUCCAGAUGACCCUAAAACAGGAGUCCGAGCUGCCUCCCAACCUUUCCUCAACCCCCUCAUCCCAAAUAGUGCGCCGGACAUCACUCUGCUGAGCAAAACUAUAGGUAGUCCAUACAGACACGAGGUCUUGGAGACAACCAUAAACACCAGGAAGAAAGCUGUUAUGUGGACCGGAGAGCAUGGCUUCUGCGAUCAUACAAAGCCAUUGAAGGGAGAGAACCAGGUUUUCUACCCAACUCCUCCAAAGACAGUGCUGCCCAAUCCUAAACUUCGUGACUGGGAUUUGUCGAUAUCUGAGCGGACAAGCAACAUGCUGAAAAAUUUGGAGAGGACACAGUGGCUCACCUCGUACCAAAUGCACCACACAGCUCCAAACCAAGGCACUGCUUCAGAUGCUAUAAACCAACAUAGGCCACAAGAGAUCACAGUUAAGUAUAAUGAGGCACCAGAUUCAAACCAAAAGGGUCAUAGUCAAUCAAACAGCUCUGGCUCCACAGAAGCACGGAGCACUGAGCCAUACCAGGAGGUCCUACACAAACAACAAAGUGAGAGCAAACGCUCUGCAUAUAAGGGCAGAGGGAGAGAAAACUGCAAAGUCCAGUUUGAUGUUAGUCCAAGGCAAGAAUCCGCCUCACAGAGCAGCCAAGAGGCUAGCGCUACAGAGCGACCCCUGGACCUGUACAACUGCCCACCUUCCCAGGAAGAGAUGGAGGUCAACAAGAAGAAAAGCCUGAUCGAGCUGUAUGUAAACGAUGAACCAAGUAGUAAAAUGCAGUAUUACAAAGCUGGAAGAAAUGUAUCUAGCAUUAGUCAGUCAUCUGUGGCCAAGGAUCUGGCAGGUAUUGAAUCAAAUGUUGAGUUAUCAUUAAGGGCAUCUUCAGAGCAGGAGAAGCUGGCAAAGGGCAGAGAGCCACCACACAGUAUUUCUAACCCCUGCAUCCUGCCAAGGAUGGACAGAGUCGGGAAUGUAGGUAGAGAAGGCGCAGCUCUCCGCCUCCUGGACCUUCAAAAUUCAUUCAGUAAGACGAAGGCCCAUCGCAACUUUAACAGCUCUAUCACACGUGCUGCUGUGAACCUGAGGGACAAUGUAGUCACAGGGAAGAAACAUGACUUCUAUGGGAUCAACUGUUACUACCUGCAUGGCUAA